CCCGCCGCUGCGCGCGUUGCCGGGCAGCGGCCGCGGGGGGGCGCCGUGCCCGCCAUGCUGAGGGCGAAGGUGCUGCUGGUGGGGCCCCGUGAGUCUGGAAAGUCGGUGUUGGCAAACUUCGUGUCGGAAAGCACGGAAGGGAUCUGCAGCUACAGCCCGACACAGGGGGUCAGGAUCCUGGAGUAUGAGAAACCAAACCUCAAUGGGAACAACAAGGGAGCCGGGUGUCGAUUCGAGCUGUGGGAUUGCAGUGGUGAUCAAAAGUUUGAAACAUGCUGGCCAGCACUGAUGAAGGAUUCUCACGGUGUAAUAAUAAUCUUUAACCCUGAUCUGCCCAGCCACCUGAAAGAAAUCGAGAUGUGGUACUCAUGCUUCGUGCAACAGCAGCCACUGCUUGACAGUCAGUGUCUCCUGGUGGCACAUCACAAACCAGGCAGUGCAGGGGACAUGGAAAACUUGUCCUUGGCUUAUCCACUGAACAAGCUAAAAUUGAUACAUUCCAACUUAGAGGAAGAUCCUGAAGAUGUUCGGAUGGAAUUCAUCAAGUACUUCAAAAGCAUUAUCACCAUAAUAAAUGAGAGCAGAGAGAGGGAAGAAAUGUCAAUUAUCUCAUAAUAUUAAAAAAAAAUACUGAACAAGGAAGAAAAAAAAAGUAUUUUCCCUUUGUAAGCUACACUAGCCUAUGAACAGACCCUCCCAUGGAGAAUUUGCCUGGCUACAAAUACUUCUGUCUGUGAACAAGUGCUGACAUCAAGUGAACUGUGGUUCCAAGGAGAUGGCUGCACAUCCAGGAGUUGGAGUAACUUUUUAGCUGCACUUUGGCAUCAGAGGCACAAGAAGGUGUUAUUAUAUUAGUGGGGUCCAAAAUACAAAGGUAUGGGUCAUGUCUUCAGAAUUACUUUGUGCAGGGGUGCUUGGAGAAGAAAGCCUGACAGAACUUAACACUAGAAUUCUGCUGAAGCAUCUGGGCAAGGUACUCAUGAUAGCUGGAAAAGUCUUGUCUUUGGAAGUCAGUACAAACUGAUUGGAAUAGAGACCUGAGAGAAGAGGUGUAAAAUCCACUUCUUUAUGUUCCAAGUUGUCCUUGUCUUUCCCUUGAAGAGAGCACAUUGCACAGCCAUUGCCUUGGCAGGACACAGCAGGUUGCAGUCUUUCUCCGGACUAAGUUUGUCUUCUAUUCCAACAAAAUAAACAUGUUGUGAGGACAAUGGUUAGGUCUCUCUGGGAGGAAGGAAUUGAAAUCUUGGUUUAGUGCAAUAUUUUGACUUAUGUCAGGAGCUCCAAUAAGUUGUGCAUUCUCCAGAGGAGGAAAAGCUGUUUCGAAACUUUACUGUUCCCCAUUGCAUUGAAAUAAGUGGUUUCAUAGAUAAUUUACUUUCUGAUUUGUUUGGUUUGCACUCAUUCCUGUUCUUCGUGUGUUUUGCUGCAGAAGACAUUUUCUUUGUAACAUGCAUUACUAAGGCAAUAAAAACAUUUUAAAAAUGCAUCCUCUUUGUUCUCAAAGGGGAAGUUAA
Molecule: messenger RNA, 1514 nt
Organism: Parus major (Great Tit)
Lineage: Eukaryota; Metazoa; Chordata; Aves; Passeriformes; Paridae
Gene: IFT22
Product: intraflagellar transport 22
Exons: 5
Coding region: 55-615 (186 amino acids)
Biological process (GO): intracellular protein transport
Cellular component (GO): endomembrane system
Molecular function (GO): GTPase activity
Source: RefSeq, a predicted model, not a curated record